AUGAUCAAACAAUUACUGAUUCUUAUCGCAAUUAAAUGUACAAGUGGAUUAACAGGUCGAGGAUUAAUGUACCCAGGAAGGACAGAUCUAUUUGAACUUUCUAUUGUUCAUAUCAAUGAUUUUCACGCUAGAUUUGAAGAAGUGAGCCCCACCGCAAGUGCGUGCCAGCGAAAAGAAGGUGCGAUAUGUGUCGGCGGGCUGCCAAGAGUUUUUACUGCGGCUAAACGAUUGCUCAAAGAGCGGCCAAACGCUAUUCUUCUCAAUGCCGGAGAUCACUACCAGGGGACGCUGUGGUACAACUUACAUCGGUGGAACGCCACUGUCACUUUUUUCAACAUGGUACCUUGGGAUGUCUUGACGAUAGGAAACCACGAAUUUGAUGAUGGUAUCGCAGGAUUGGUUCCUUUUCUAAAAAAUAUAAAAGCACCUGUUGUCAUUACUAACAUUGAUAUGAGCGAUGAGCCAACGAUACAGAAUUUAACUACAAACAGCACAAUACUUUACCGCGGCGGUAAAAAAAUUGGAGUAAUUGGUGCAAUUAUAAAAACCACAACCGAAUUAUCGAAAACGGAGAAAUUAAAGUUUUUAGACGAAAUCGAAACAAUAAAUCUCGAGGCCGAAAAAUUGAAACUCUAUGAAAAAGUUGACAUAAUAAUAGUAUUGAGUCACUGCGGUCUGCCAGUUGAUCGAAAAAUCGCCGCUAAUUGUCCUCUGGUUGAUGUUAUUGUCGGCGGGCAUUCUCACUCGUUUUUGUACUCAGGUAAAGCUCCGUUUAUCGACCAACCGGAGGAUGAGUAUCCAGUGGUUGUAACCCAGGUAUCAAACCGCACGGUGUUGAUCGUCCAGGCAGCUGCUUUUACCAAAUACCUGGGCAACCUGACUGUCUGGUUUAACGAGCAAGGAGAAGUGGAGGACUGGGAAGGAAACCCCAUAGUCCUGGACGAGACGAUCCAGCAGGACCCGGAGAUGCUGAAAGCUCUGGAACCUUGGAAAAAGCAAGUCGAUGCUCUAGGGAGCAAAGUUAUCGGCAGGACGAAGGUAAAGAUGCCCAAAACCUGCCGGGUGGGGGAGUGCAACAUCGGGAAUAUGAUUACUGACGCGAUGAUCGAGUCAUUUAUCGACAGAGCCGAGGACGAGAGCUACUGGAGCUUUGCUUCGAUCGCGGUGACAAAUGGCGGCGGUAUCCGCAGUCCCAUUGACUCUGCUUCAGGUGAGAUUACCUUUGCUGAUCUGGUGAUGGCUCAACCCUUCGAAAACUACUGGGAUAUUAUCGAGAUGAAGGGCAGCGACAUUCGAAUGACCUUGGAGAUCUGCGUCGCCAGAAGUCAGCCAGGACAUUGGAAUGGAUACUCUUUCCUGGCCUGGUCCGGGCUUCGGGUUUUUUAUAACAUGUCCCAGCCCGCGUUCUCAAGGGUCGAUAGUGUCAAGGUCCAGUGUCGCCAAUGUGAUGUUCCGGUUUAUGAAAAUCUGCUUGACCAUGAGUGGUACCGCGUGGUAGUACCGACUUUUCUGCUCCGAGGGGGCGACGGGCACUCUGUUAUUGCCAGUAAGCAUCGGAACCACGUCGUAGGAGGGCGCGAUAUUGAUUUUCUCGUCAAGUAUGUGAAGAAAAUUAGUCCGCUGAUGAACGGGCUUGAGGGAAGGAUUGUUUUUGUAUUUCAACCAGAAGACAGUUCAAAAGACGGAUCAAUGCAAGAAAAGAAAAGAAAAACUGACUUCCGCAGUAUAUCUACGGUUCCAAAUUUAUCAGCGCAACAACUUGGAAAUAUAGCACCCGUUCAAGAAAAUAAUGACAACUUACUUCAUGGUUUUAACAGGAGACAAGUUCCUGAUGCUCGCAAAUCAGUUCUUCCUAAUUUGGAUAAUACUAUCAGAGAAUUGAAGAAUUUAAAAGACUCUCCUAAUUUCAGAGAUAUAUUGAUCAGUUAUUUACAAUCCACGCCGAUCUUAGAAUACUACCCGCUAGCGACUAUUAAAAUUAAAUUUUCUGUAGCGUUUGGUCCCGAUAAGAAAAAAGCUCUGGAUGUUCUAAAUGACCCACGGUUAUAUUCAUAG
Molecule: messenger RNA, 2055 nt
Organism: Cotesia congregata
Lineage: Eukaryota; Metazoa; Arthropoda; Insecta; Hymenoptera; Braconidae
Source: the annotation of a GenBank genome assembly